Molecule: messenger RNA, 2800 nt
Organism: Urocitellus parryii (Arctic ground squirrel)
Lineage: Eukaryota; Metazoa; Chordata; Mammalia; Rodentia; Sciuridae
Gene: Slco4a1
Product: solute carrier organic anion transporter family member 4A1
Biological process (GO): transmembrane transport; sodium-independent organic anion transport
Cellular component (GO): basolateral plasma membrane
Molecular function (GO): protein binding; thyroid hormone transmembrane transporter activity
Source: RefSeq, a predicted model, not a curated record
AGCGCGCUGCGCUCAGAGCGCGGAGCGCAGCGCGGCGGCCGGGCCCACAGGACGAAUCAACCCGGUCGCUGGAUUUCCGCUCAGCCACUUGGCCUGCGACUGUCUCAGGGACCUACUGAAGCCCUCGCCCUGGGGCAGGAUGCCCCAGCAUGUCACGGUGGACAAGGGCUUCCUUUCCAUGCCGCAGCUCCUCUUUCCCAGCAUGCCCUCKGCCACUGAGAACGGGACUGACCCCACCCUGCCUGGCAUCACCCCCGUCUCCCUGUGYUCCACCCACAGCCCCCUGGACUCCUGCGGCCAGCUCCUGUGUGAGCCCAGGGCUGAGAAGCACAGCAGCCUGGGGCCCCGUGAGGUGCGCUACGUCUCCGUCUCCGAGGGUCCCCAGGACACAGAGUGUGGCUGGCGGGCCUUCGCACCCCGGUGCCUGCAGGUCUUCAACACGCCCAAGGGCCUCCUCUUCUUCCUGUGCGUGGCCUCCUUCCUGCAGGGUAUGACCGUGAACGGCUUCAUCAACACGGUCAUCACCUCCAUCGAGCGCCGCUUCGACCUGCACAGCUACCAGAGCGGGCUCAUCGCCAGCAGCUACGACAUCGCCGCCUGCCUCUGCCUCACCUUCGUCAGCUACUUUGGGGGCAACGGGCACAAGCCGCGCUGGCUGGGCUGGGGCGUGCUGGUGCUGGGCAGCGGCUCGCUGGUGUUCGCGCUGCCCCACUUCACGGCCGGCCACUACGAGGUGGAGGUGGAUGAAGGGGCCAGGACGUGCCCGGCCAACCAGAGCGUGGUGUGUGCGGACAGCACCUCAGGCCUGUCCCGCUACCGGCUGGUCUUCAUGCUGGGCCAGUUCCUGCACGGCAUGGGCGCCACGCCCCUCUACACGCUGGGUGUCACCUACCUGGACGAGAACGUCAAGUCCAGCUACUCGCCCGUCUACAUCGCCAUCUUCUACACCGCGGCCAUCUUGGGCCCUGCCGCUGGCUAUCUGGUUGGAGGUGCCAUGCUGAACGUGUACACGGAGUUGGGCCAACGGACAGAGCUGACCACRGAGAGCCCGCAGUGGGUUGGUGCCUGGUGGAUUGGCUUCCUGGGUGCUGGGGCUGCGGCCUUCCUCAUCGCCAUCCCGAUCCUCGGCUACCCCCGGCGGCUACCAGGCUCCCAGCGCUACGUGGCCAUGAGGGCAGCAGAAGCACAGCAGAGAGAGCGCGGCCACGAGGCAGCGAGCAACCCGGCCCGCGGGAGGACCAUCCGAGACCUGCCCCUCUCUAUGUGGCUCCUCCUGAAGAACCCCACUUUCAUCCUGCUCUGCCUGGCGGGGGCUACCGAGGCCACACUCAUCGCCGCCAUGUCCACGUUCGGACCCAAGUUCCUCGAGGCCCAGUUCAGCCUGAGUGCCUCCGAAGCUGCCACCUUGUUUGGGUACCUGGUGGUGCCGGCGGGUGGUGGAGGCACGCUCCUGGGCGGCUACUUCGUGAACAGGUUCAAGCUCCGCGGCUCUGGGACCRUCCGGUUCUGCCUGCUGUGCACCCUGAUCAGCCUGCUGUCCUUCUUGGUCUUCCUCACACACUGCCCCAACGUGCCCGUGGCGGGCGUGACGGCUGGCUAUGGAGGAAGCCUCCUGCCCAGAGGCCACCUGAACCUUACAGCCGCCUGCAACGCUGUCUGCCGCUGCCGGCCCGAGCACUACAGCCCCGUGUGCGGCUCCGACGGCACUCAGUACUUCUCCCCCUGCCACGCGGGCUGCCCCGCUGCCGAGACAGGCCCAGGUGGCCAGAAGGUGUACCGAGGCUGCAGCUGUGUCCCUCCGAGCGUCUCUGUGGAGCCUGGCCACGCCACUGAGGGGAAGUGCCCCUCCGCCUGCCCGAGCAAGCCCCUGCUGCUGGCCCUCGUGUUCCUGGUGAUCCUCUUCACCUUCCUCAGCAGCAUCCCCGCGCUGACCGCCACUCUGCGGUGCGUCUGUGACCAGCAGAGAUCCUUUGCCUUGGGAAUCCAGUGGAUCCUAGUCAGGACCCUAGGCAGCAUCCCGGGGCCCAUCGCCUUCGGCUGGGUGAUUGACAGGGCCUGCCUGCUCUGGCAGGACCAGUGUGGCCAGCAGGGCUCCUGCUUCGUGUACCAGAACGCGGCCAUGAGCCAGUACAUGCUCAUCGCGGGGCUCACAUACAAGGUUCUGGGCUUCCUCUSCUUCGCGGCCGCCUGCUUCCUGCACAAGGCCCCGUCGGGAUCUUCUGAUGGCACGGAAGCCUCCCUGCCYAGCCACUCCUCCGCCUCCGAGAGCCCCACAGAGCCCCAGCAGCAGAGCACCCUCUGACCCCAGGCUGCAGGCCUCUGCAGCCCCCACCUGCGCUCCCCGACGUCCCCUUGGAAGGGCUAGCCCCACCCUGGAUCCUGGCCUCCUGGGGUUCCCCAGCUUCGACCCAGCAACGGCUGGGGGAUCACAGCCUCCGAGGCAGGAGGCUGUCCGAGGUGGCCUGGUGUCCAGGCUGGGCCUUCAGGACGGCGCACCCCGUGGGCGGCUGGCCUGGCCCUGACUUCCUGCCUCUUCCGAAGCCUGGAGCACCUGUGGGAAGGCUGUGCCAGGGGCGCCCCGACUGGACCUGUCGCCUGAGCCGCUGUCACGGCCUGUCCUCRAGCUGUGGCCUCUGCACUGGAGGGGGAGAAACUUGUGUAAAUAUGUUUGUGGACCCACAUUUUCCAUAAAGCACAUUUAAAGAUGUUUCAUACCUGGUCACAGGGGGUGCGUCAGGGCCAACUCCYGUGGCUGUGAAUCCUGCAGGGAGAGGCCAGUAGUCAGCCAAGAGUGCUGCUC